GACUCGGCGAGGACAUUAUGCAGAUUGCUCGCAUCGGAGAGAUCUCAGUCAUGCAGAAAUUAUUUGAUGAGGAAAAAUUCAGAGCUGACUACAAGGAUGAGGAAGGAAUCACCCCAUUACAUGUAUGUUCUAUAUUGCUCAAGAAUGCGGCACAAAUCCCACGUCGUGCAGUUCCUACUGCCUAGUCCUCAUUGCGUCAUAAUUUGCUGACCGACAUUGUGUCUUUUCACUUCAGUGGGCUGCUAUAAACAAUCAAUAUGCUAUGUGCAAAUUCCUUCUUGAUUCUGGUGCCGAUGUUAAUGCCAAGGGGGGAG
This is a messenger RNA of Aspergillus aculeatinus CBS 121060, 314 nucleotides long. RefSeq lists its product as uncharacterized. Bases 18 to 185 code for a protein of 55 amino acids. NCBI's taxonomy places the organism in Eukaryota, Fungi, Ascomycota, Eurotiomycetes, Eurotiales, Aspergillaceae. The record is from RefSeq and is a predicted model, not a curated record. The transcript has a single exon.